This is a messenger RNA of Puma concolor (puma), 1650 nucleotides long. NCBI's taxonomy places the organism in Eukaryota, Metazoa, Chordata, Mammalia, Carnivora, Felidae. The record is from RefSeq and is a predicted model, not a curated record.
AUGCCUGGAACAGUGCCUGGCCCUAUGGUAGAGCUGUGCAUUCUGUAUGGACAGAAUGAAGAGAAAAUGGCCACUGAGCUUAUAGCCUUCUGCACCAGCAUAAGUAACGUUCGCCUGACCUCAGAGAUCCUGAGCUCUUUUGAGCAUGAGUGUCUGAGCAAAAGAUUGCCCAAAGCCUCGCACAGAGCCUCCGGGGAUGGUGGGCACGCAGGAGCUAGAGACAUUGUUUCCAUACAAGAACUAAUUGAAGUGGAGGAAGAAGAAGAGACCCUCUUGAACUCUUACACCACACCCUCUAAGGGUUCUCAGAAGCGAGCUAUCACCACCCCAGAAACCCCCCUAACCAAAAGAACUGUGUCUACUCGGAGCCCCCAUCAGCUUCUCUCGCCGUCGAGUUUCUCUCCAAGUGCUGCUCCCUCUCAGAAGUACAACGCGAGAAGUAACCGCGGAGAAGUGGUUACCUCCUUUGGCUCAGCACAGGGAGGGUCUUGGUCUGGAAGAGGAGGGGCUGGCAAUAUCAGCCUGAAGGUCUUGGGGUGUCCAGAGGCACUAACCGGGAGCUACAAAUCAAUGUUUCAGAAGCUUCCAGAUAUUCGAGAAGUUCUGACCUGCAAGAUAGAAGAACUCGGCAGCGAACUUAAGGAACAUUACCAGAUUGAGGCUUUUACUUCCGUUCUGGUCCCAGCUCAAGAGCCUGUCACUCUGCUGGGCCAGAUUGGCUGUGAUACCAACGGGAAGCUGAACAGCAAAUCCGUGAUUCUUGAGGGAGACCGGGAACAUUCCUCAGGGGCUCAAAUUCCAGUGGAUUUAUCUGAGCUCAAAGAAUACUCUCUGUUUCCCGGACAGGUUGUCAUUCUGGAAGGAAUCAACACCACGGGUGGAAAACUUAUUGCCACCAAACUCUACGAGGGUGUGCCGCUUCCAUUUUAUCAGCCCCCCAAAGAGGAUGAAGAUUUUGAGCAAAACAUGGUCCUGGUGGCCUGCGGGCCAUACACGACCUCCGACAGCAUCACGUAUGACCCCCUGCUCGAUCUAAUUGCCAUCAUCAACCGCGACCGGCCAGAUGUCUGCAUCCUGUUGGGACCUUUCCUGGAUGCUAAGCAUGAGCAGGUUGAGAACUGUCUGCUGACAAGUCCAUUUGAAGAUGUCUUCAAGCAGUGUCUACGGACAAUUAUUGAAGGGACACGAAGCACGGCCAGCAUGCGAGUGCAAUUCGUGUCUGAGCCCUGCAGCCUCUCCGUGAACGGAGUGGUCUUCGGCCUGACGUCCACGGAUCUGCUGUUCCACAUGGGAGCCGAGGAGAUCAGUAGUUCUUCCGGAACUUCAGACAGACUCAGCCGAAUCCUCAAGCACAUCCUGACCCAGAGGAGCUACUACCCGCUCUACCCUCCCCAGGAAGACAUGGCCAUUGACUAUGAGAAUUUCUACACCUACGCCCAGCUGCCUGUCACCCCAGACGUCUUCAUUAUCCCAUCAGAGCUGAAAUACUUCGUGAAGGACGUCCUCGGCUGUGUCUGUGUGAACCCCGGGCGCCUCACCAAAGGGCAGGUGGGGGGCACCUUCGGCCGACUCCUCCUCAGGAGGCAGCGGGCUGAGGACGGGGAGGGGAGGCGGAGUCCGUGUGCGGCCGCCCAGGUGGUCAGGAUCUGA